Molecule: messenger RNA, 1467 nt
Organism: Dufourea novaeangliae
Lineage: Eukaryota; Metazoa; Arthropoda; Insecta; Hymenoptera; Halictidae
Product: tigger transposable element-derived protein 6-like
Exons: 1
Coding region: 1-1467 (488 amino acids)
Cellular component (GO): nucleus
Molecular function (GO): DNA binding
Source: RefSeq, a predicted model, not a curated record
AUGCGUCAAAGCUGGAGCGAAGCUUCAAUGACAAGUGCUCUAGAAGCUGUUGAAAAAGGUUUGCCUUAUAAAACAGCAAGUAAACAAUUCUCUGUACCUGUGAUGACUCUGAAAAGAAGAGCCAAAGGAAAAAAUAUCCAUGCUAUAGGUUCAAUAAAGCUUCUGGGGAGCAAGCGUACAGUUUUUACACAGGAACAAGAACACGAACUUGUUCAACACAUACAGGAUAUGGAGUCCAGAAUGUAUGGUUUGACGACUCGAGACAUCCUUUCUCUCGCGUAUCAAUUGGCUGAGAAAAAUAAAAUAAAACACCCCUUUUCUACGGAAAAGGGUAAAGCCGGUAUUGACUGGCUAAGAGGAUUCCGCAAACGAAAUCCUAAUAUCAGUCUCCGCACUCCCGAAUCAACAUCGGCUGCGCGAGCGCGUGCUUUUAACAAGCCAGUUGUUGAUACAUUUUUCCUUACGUUGAAAAACAUUCAAGAAGAACAUUCAUUCCCUUCACAUCGCAUUUUUAAUGUUGAUGAGACUAGUUUAAGCACUGUUCCUACGAAAAAUACAAAAGUGUUCGCAAAAACGGGUCGUAAACAGGUGGCAAGAGUAACGUCAUCUGAAAGAGGCGAUACAACUGCAGUUCUGUGCAUGUCAGCUUCUGGCAACUUCAUACUACCAAUGCUAAUUUUUCGCAGAGUUCGGAUGAAAAAUGAACUAAGGGAUGGUGCACCUCCAGGGUCUGCUUAUGCAUGCAAUGCGUCAGGCUGGAUGAAAUUGGAAGUGUUCGCACAGUGGUUUGAACAUUUUUUGACCCACGCAAAACCGUCUGCCGAAGAUCCCGCACUUUUAAUAUUGGACGGUCACCUUUCACACACCAAAAACUUAGGCGUCAUAUUAAAAGCAAGACAACAUAAUGCCACUAUUUUAUGUCUGCCACCACACUGCACGCACAAACUCCAACCGCUGGACGUUGGGGUGAUGUAUCGAUUAAGCGUAUACCAUAACCAGGCUUUAGAGAAGUGGAUGAAUAACAAUCCUGGAAGAGUGGUCACAGUUUUCCAAAUAAGUAAAAUUUUUGCUGAAUCUUACCUGAAAGCUGCAGUUCCUUUAAAUGCCAUUAAUGGAUUUUCAAAAUGUGGUAUAUUUCCGUAUAACCCUGAUGUUUUCUCUAAUGUCGACUUCAUUGCUGCUGAAACGACUGAACAGUCUAUGGAAUCUGACACUUCAAGACCAACUCCUUAUAUUGGUUCAGUAUCUAAUACGAUACAGCCUCCAGCUUUACCUAUUGCUUUCCAUUCCUUCCCGCAGGAUACAAUUAUGCAACUAUCUCGUCAAGCUACACCAUCACCCACAUAUGCAGAACAAAAUAAUUCACCAUCGCUCUCUAUCAUUACAACUUCACCCUCCACAAUGCAUAAUCCCAUGUCACCGAUUCCAUCAAGUUCCUUCGCUAAUUUUACUCCAAGCAAUAUUUAA